UUGAAAGUUGUAUGUUGGUUUCAGACAAUAAAAGAAGACAAGAUGCAGGAGAACAGUGCUGAUGUAGGGACAUACCUACUGACCGAACUGGCCAAGCUCCGGGACAAGUACAAUAUUAUCGGCGAUGUGAGGGGAAAAGGUCUUCAAAUCGGGGUGGAGAUGGUCAAAGACAAGGUCACCAGAAACCCGCUUCCACGAGAGGCAAUGGCUGAGAUCUUCGAAGACAUUAAAGACAUGGGCGUGCUGAUUGGAAAAGGAGGACUGUACGGACAGACUUUCAGGAUCAAGCCUCCUAUGUGCAUAACUAAAGACGACGCAGACUUCUUCCUCGCUGUAUUCAACCAGGCAGUGCUCAACUACCUGGAGAGAAGAUAAGACAUGCAGAGCAUGAAGAAGACACAUAACAUUGGCUCACAUUUUAUAUGGAAAAUUGCAACUAACACAUUAUUCACACCUUCCUUAAUGUAUGCGUCAAGAACAAUUGUUAUCAGUAGCUGAUUUGAGUACACUAUACUUCAGAGACGUAGCACUUUCAAUAAGUACUUAUAAGCACUUGACUGACCAUCUAAAACCAGAUAUUUCAAGAAGUUUCAACAACUGGGACCAGUUCUACUCCCAGUUCUACCUUUUUGGAGACAUGGAGAAAAACAUGAAUAAUUCUAGUAAUCUUACCUUCAUGUAAUACAGUAUUUUAACAAUUAUUUGGUUCAUUAAAAUUAUUUAAUUAUAUAUUUGACACUAUUGUCAUCUUAACAUUAUUUUCUAACAAUACACCAUGAUAUACCCCGUAUAACAGGAUUGUAUUGUUUUACUGGUACAGAUACAUCUUACUAAGUUUCAAACAAACUCAUAAUCUGGUACAAACUACCUUUUCAAUAAGAGAAUUUCUUUCAGGAUUGAAAAAAAAAAAAGAUUUCUUGCAAUGCUAAAUAACGACUAUACACAUUUGUAGACUUUUACAUAUACAUCAACCGCAGGGUCUUGUCUAAAACCACACUGUUAUAAAUACAUAAAACAUGUUAGGAGCUUUUUGAGGGGAUUAAAUUCAAACCUGACCCAGUUCAAGUGACAUUCAUAGCUUAUACCAUUAAGGCACGCAAGGUCAUAAAUAAAUCUGCUGCCUCUUAAAACGUUAUAUGAAGAGAAGGAGAUUUCUGUCCUGCAAAGACAGCAACUGUUUAUUAAAUAAGCAUCCAUUGUUUUGUUUUUUUCUAGUACUUUUUGAGAUCCUUUCGUGGAAAUCCACUGGUAUUGUUUUGCAUAACACCAAGCCUUUAUAUAUUGCAGCUGACCUGUUACACACAUAGUACAUUAAACAUAUUUGAAUGUUUAGCCUUUACCUCUUUAUGAUCUUAAACCCAAUGGUCUUAUUACCAAUAAUAACACUGUUGAGAGAUUUUGCGGUUCAUAGCUUAUUUUUCCAAACAGAAACAUUUCCAAUAAAAUGAAAUCCAUGUUCAAAACA
Molecule: messenger RNA, 1465 nt
Organism: Pimephales promelas (fathead minnow)
Lineage: Eukaryota; Metazoa; Chordata; Actinopteri; Cypriniformes; Leuciscidae
Source: RefSeq, a predicted model, not a curated record